AUGGAUGGAAAGGUACAAUUGUCGUUUCUUAUGCAGGUCCCUGCAACUCUACAAGACCUCCAUCGUGGACACCACGACAAAGGUAGGUACUUCAGGAAGAAUAUCCGUAAGUUUAAUUCCAUGAUUGCGUUUACGUCAAUGGCUGGAAAGGUUAACCGAAGCAUUAACAAUGGCACGACUCCACCGACUUUUUCAAUUAAUGGUCAGAACUACCAUUCAAUUGGAAGCCUGAUCCCUACCAACAAUGAAAGACCAAGAUUUGUGCAACUGUACGUCUAUGACACAGAUAAUGAAGUUUUUAAUCGGAUACUUACUGUAAGGUCCGAUGAAAUAAUCAACAAACUUGAAACUAAAAUCAUGUCUGAACUCAGUAAGAUGCUGGACAUAUGCAAUCCUCUUGCCAAGAGUUUUUGCUUUGCUCGAGAUCGGUUUGCUGAUAGCGAGCCUUCAAAAAUUAAAAUGAGGCUGAUUAGAAAUCGGGAAAAGGAUGGACGAGUGUACAACUUACCUACUGCAUCUGAGGUUGCCAUCUUAAUAGUAGGUGACAUUGAUGACUCAAUCCUUGGUAGAGAUAUUAUUAUUCAGUCGACAACAAAUAAGUUGAAAAGAAUAGAUGUUAUACACCCGUUGUACUUGGCUCUUCAAUAUCCGUUGAUAUUUCCAUACGGUGAGGAUGGUUUCAUGACAGGUAUUCAGAUAUCUACUAGAUAUGACCUGAGUGGUACAAGGAAAUGUAAGACGAUAAGUAUGUGA
This is a messenger RNA of Arachis stenosperma, 753 nucleotides long. RefSeq lists its product as uncharacterized. The record is from RefSeq and is a predicted model, not a curated record. Bases 1 to 753 code for a protein of 250 amino acids. NCBI's taxonomy places the organism in Eukaryota, Viridiplantae, Streptophyta, Magnoliopsida, Fabales, Fabaceae. The transcript is spliced from 2 exons.